CCCUUUUCUCUCUCUCUCUCGCUCUCUAGCUCUCACACUCCUCUCCCUCCUCCCUUUCUUAAUUAACCCCCUCCCCUUAACUUCAUCAUCAAUCCCUGAUUAACACCACACUGCUCCAAAUCAACGAAGCUCUCUCUCUCUCUCUCUCUCUCUCGACCAUGGGAAGGGCUCCUUGCUGCGACAAAGCCAACGUGAAGAAGGGCCCGUGGUCGCCGGAGGAGGACGCGAAGCUCAAGUCCUACAUCGAGCAACACGGCACCGGCGGCAACUGGAUAGCGCUGCCGCAAAAGAUCGGGCUCAAGCGAUGCGGCAAGAGCUGCAGGCUCCGGUGGCUGAACUACCUCCGGCCAAACAUCAAGCACGGCGGGUUCUCCGAGGACGAGGAUCGGAUCAUCUGCAGCCUCUACAUCAGCAUCGGCAGCAGGUGGUCGAUAAUCGCGGCGCAAUUGCCGGGGCGGACGGAUAACGAUAUCAAGAACUACUGGAACACGCGGCUCAAGAAGAAGUUCCUCGGGAAGCAGCGCGUCAAGGACCAUGCGCUGCCGCCGCUGCCGCGUCGGGCCGGCUUGUUCGGCAGGAAGGUGGAGGCUAAGGCGGAAACUGCCGAGCACGGCGGCUUCGGCAGCAUGGCUUCCGCCGAAGGGGUAAACCGGACCGGCGCCGUCGCCGGCUCGUUCUGGCCUGACCCGACCGCACCCGCCUACGGGCCCGGCCACUGCAACGCUUACGCCGCAGAGGAUUGCCACGUGUCGAUGCGGAAGCUACUUCUCAAGCUCGGAGGAAGCUACAUAGCUCCCCCUAACGCAUUGCACCCGCCGCAAUUAGCUCAACUGUAUGAUGAUCAAACUACUUCUAGUAGCUUAGUAGCGCCUUCGCUUCAAGUGAGUUCGUUUGAGCAGGAAGGGUUGAUACUGCAUGGUCCAAAUGGUUUCCAAACCGAGCUCGACGAGAUAUUCCACUUCAACCAGGUCAAGCUAGAAGGGUUAGAUGAUUGCAUCUACGAGGAUGAGUCGACGAACAUGUUGUGUAGCAACGCACCUCAAAGCAUGAGUUGGAACGAUCAGGUGAGUCCUAAUUUGAUGUACCCAAAUGGUAUGUUUCAAAGCUACCAAGGAAUGCAACAGUGUGUGUUGGAAGAGCCCGUGCGUCUGGGGAUGCAGUGAAGAGAUUUACAGUACAUCUGGAGUUUGUGUAUACAUUACAUGCAUGAGUGGUGUAUAUUUUUGUGGGCAUUGGAGAGUGAGGUGGGGAGGAGGAGGGGGGAUUAGUGAACAUGGUGUUUCAAUUUCUUGGAUAUGAAUUUUUAAUAAUUAAACUCGCUCUUUUUGGGAGAGUUGUUACUUAA
Molecule: messenger RNA, 1345 nt
Organism: Ananas comosus (pineapple)
Lineage: Eukaryota; Viridiplantae; Streptophyta; Magnoliopsida; Poales; Bromeliaceae
Product: protein ODORANT1-like
Exons: 3
Coding region: 159-1163 (334 amino acids)
Source: RefSeq, a predicted model, not a curated record